This is a messenger RNA of Macrosiphum euphorbiae (potato aphid), 1107 nucleotides long. The record is from the annotation of a GenBank genome assembly. Lineage: Eukaryota; Metazoa; Arthropoda; Insecta; Hemiptera; Aphididae.
AUGUCUAAUAAUUUACUAUCAAAUCGCGGACGUGAAAUUUUACCGAAAGACGGUUUCAUGUAUGUCUUCGAUAAAUUUAAUUUUAAUAAUACAAAGCGAUUUUGGAGGUGUCGCAAUAAAGAUUCUUGUAAGUGUCGAAUUCAUACCGGAAUUAAUGAUUAUAUUAUUCAAAAAAAAAUUAACGACCAUACGCAUGAUUCCGAGGCAGCUAAAAUUGAAGUAGAGGCUGCAAUUACAAAAAUUAAGACACGUGCACUUCAAACAAUGGAACCUACAUCAGUUGUAAUAAACGAAUGUGUUGGACCUUUAUCCGAAGCAGCUAAAGCCACUUUGCCAAAUAAUUCAUCAUUGAAAAAAACGGUUCGCCGAAAACGUCAGGAAAUCCAAAUGGCACCAAAUAAUCCAGCUGACCUAACUACACUUAACAUCCCACCCGCUUAUACUAUGUAUUCUCCAUCAAACGGUAAUGAGGAAAUAUUUUUACAAUGUGAUAGUGGUCCGGGACCUAAUAGAAUAUUAAUUUUUGCUCGAUCUAAGAGCCUAGAUAUUUUGGAGAAUUCAAAAAUUUGGUACAUGGAUGGGACAUUUAAAGUUGCACCUACAUUAUUCAGUCAAGUUUAUGUAAUAUUAGCUGAAUAUUUACACGGUAUUGUGCCUAUGGUUUACAUUUUACUCCCUGAUAAACAAUCAGUUACAUAUGAUCAUAUGUUUUUAAUGUUAAAAAAUUUAAGACCUAAUUUAAAACCUAAAUCAAUUUCAUGCGAUUUCGAACAAGCGGCCAUAAAAUCAAUAAAAAAAGCAUUUUCUGAUGUUAAAAUAUAUGGAUGUUUAUUUCAUUUGUCGAAAAAUUUUAAAAAACAAGUUGGUGUAUUAAAUCUCACAACUCGAUACAAUAAUGACGCUGAUUUUUCCAUAUCAGUUAAAAUGAUAAUUUCAUUAGAUUUUGUAAGGUUAGAAGACCUUGAUUUUGCAGUUGAUUUACUGGCUCAACAUCUUGAUGAAGAAUUAAAUGACUUAUUAGAAUGGUUCGAAGACAAUUAUAUAGGUCGAACUAACCGUAAUGCGAAGAAAUGCGCGUUUCCCUCCAGAAACUUGGAAUCUAUAUGA